AUGAGAUGAAUCGACCCCUGCCUUGCUAAAUAUACCUCAGCCUUUAAGGAUUAUCCGUUAAACGACAAGGGUUCAGUAUCGCUCAAUACAUAUUUACAUACAUUUAAUAAGAAAUCCAAUUGCUAUCCUGCACUCCAAUAGAAUGAAUUCAACCUUUUUUGAAAAGGUCCUUUGUUUGAAGCCCGGAAUUUCUUCAACCCUUUCACACUGUGAGUGAAAAGCAGGCCAAUAAAUACUUGUACUUCAGUAGUAGUACAUCUACGUCCAACGUUCUAGCAACUAAUUGCAAGUUUUGACGGAGGAAAUCUAGCUUAGAAAGCAUAUUUACACGUACUGAAGCAGCAAUUAUGGCAGUGGACGACAAUCCUCCUCAACUGGUUACAUCUCUACCCGAGAUUAUCGGAAAAAUUACCUCCUUUCUUCCCAUCUCUGACUUGCUCACGUGCACUAAAGUCAAUGCGGGAUGGGAGCGGGAAGCAAGAAAUCAUAUCCGGGCGCGUUCCGUGUUUAGUGGGCGUUUUUUAGGCUACUAUGAAAGCUAUGGAGAAGUAAUGUCCGUCCGAACGAGCUACUACGAGACGAUGCGAAUAAAUUGGGAAUACAACCAGGAACUGGACGACUUUCUCCCCAGGUUCAAAAAUCUUGCUGAGCAAUGUACCGGCAAAGUGAGACAUUUAACUCUGAGCGUUUUCCUGGAUGGUGGAAAACGGCCGAUGGAAUUUUUUAGAAUUAUCAAGCUCUUCGGAAAUCAUUUGACGUCUCUACAGUUUACCUUCUUCACCAAGUUGGAUGUGUUCUAUGAUCGGCAGAAUACAUACGAUACUGAGGAUGCAUCCGCUUUUCUGGCAGACUUCAACCCCGGCAAAGAUUUGAUUUUCCCCUUCAUCACAAAACUCUCCUUGUACACAUUUAAUAUUGCAAACACUGCGAUACAUCCCAUAAUUUUGGCUAAAAUUGCACCCCUAUUCCCCGCCGUGACCCACAUCGGGUUUUCAUUCCCGCGGUUGGAAGUAUUUGAAUUUUUGUUUCGUACAAACCCCACGCUAUUUCCUAAGUUGACAUCUUUAGCCGACAAAAAUCCAUACAAAUGUCCCGACGUGGUGGAUGAUCGAGCAUUUAUGACGAAUCAGCUAUCAUGGUACUUUUCUCCGCAAAUCAGCCGCCUUGAGUUUGACAUGUCCAACCAUGAGCCAACUUGUGGGACAAGUUUGAUGAAAAUUUUUGCACCUUUGUUGCAACGUUUGCACAUCGAAAUUUCCAAUCAGCGGAUUGGGCAGCAAGAAAACAGCACUGUUCUCUACGUGCCAAUCAUGCCAAGGCUGCAGGUUUUCAAAAUCAGACGAUACGCAUUUGGGUGCUCUACUGAAUUCAACAGGUGCGAGGUUGGGGUAAAAUUCGAAACUGAGGAUCCCGCCAAUAACGUUAUGCUAAACUAUGCGAAACAGUUCCCAGUUUUGGCAGUACUUUCGGUUAAAUACCUGAAUCGUAAGGACGAGGACACAGAGGUAGAGCGGGCUAUGCAUUUUGAAUCUACGGUAAAAUUUUUGUAUGAUUCUUUUACCCCUGGGGGAGAUGGGGUAAGGUGCGAAACGCUGCGUGACUUGGAUGUCCCGCUGCCCCCGAUGGAAAUGUUCAGGUUGAGAGGUGUAAAAGCUGAGAAUAUUUGCCAAAAUAGGAUCUGUAAGUGUUAUGGGUGGCAGAGUUCGACCAAAUUUUUGGACCGGAUUUCUGGAACUUUUCCAAAUUUGCGGUAUCAUGUGUUUGAUGAAAUUAGGAGUAAGGUGGUAAAGGGGUGGAUUCAGGUGGGGUUGGAUUUGGGCGUGUUGAAGAAACCGGGUAAUGGAGAGGGUGAAAUUCGGCUAAAUAUUGGGGGAGUGAGAAAGUGGUUGAAUGAGUUUUGAGAUGGAUUCUUUGUAACUGUUGCUUAUUUCAAUCAAUCAAUCAAUUUAUUAAAUGACACAUGGCCUGUGGCCCUCAUCAUACAUAGAAACUGUUGCUUAUUUAGUGGUUGAUAUCCUUAAUUCGUAUUUGAAAUGGACGAAAAUCUUUUGAAUUAUGUAUGUAUAUAAUAUGUAAGUUUGUGCUAAAAUCCUGCGUAUUUUUAUGCACAUGUUAGUAUGCAUAAGUAACAAUUUAACAAAAAUUUUAAGAAUAUUAGAAUUGGCCAAUAUUAAAAAAAACAGUUAUUGAACUUAAUUGCGAACACAUGUUAUCGAUAAAUGACCAUGAGUACUAAAACAAUUAUUUGGGAGUAAUGGGUACAAUUAAAUAAUUUUAAUAAAUAAUGAAG
Messenger RNA from Folsomia candida, 2290 nucleotides. RefSeq lists its product as uncharacterized. Bases 348 to 1901 code for a protein of 517 amino acids. The record is from RefSeq and is a predicted model, not a curated record. NCBI's taxonomy places the organism in Eukaryota, Metazoa, Arthropoda, Collembola, Entomobryomorpha, Isotomidae. The transcript has 4 exons.